AAUCGAAUAAACUCUACUGUAUACCUCGUCUGUAAUAACUACUGAACUCUAGAGUUCAGUAUUGAUGAUUUAAUAAUAGAAUACGAUUUUACAGAUUUAAAAUGACGAGUGGAAUAUUUCGUGUUUGUAGAUUAAUAACGACUUGCACGAGAAGUAAAUUUAUUACAGAUAAUGGUUUGUUAAUACCACGCAAUCCGCUAAUUCAAAAUGCAAGGAGUACUACUAGUUUUUUCAUGAAGAGGACGGCGGCUGAGCUGUGGAAGUCAGUUACUAGUGUCAGCAAUGCUGGUAGAAGAAGAGGGAGAGGAAGAUCUGCUCCUAGAGUUAAAGAUUUAAAUAAAGGGCAAAAGAUGGGCAAGGGAAAAGUACCAUUGGUAUUGCCUGGCUUAAAUGCUCCAGUUCUGAAAGGAAAUGUAAUAGUAACAAAUGAGCGUGUUUCAAGUCCCGUGCAAGCAGAGGAGGAAAAACCAACAAAUUGGAACAUGUCAAAAAAACCGAAACGCAAUCCUUUAAAACGUGGUUGGACUGGUGGUUUAAUGGGUGGACGAACUCUUGGGCCACCUGAUCCUGUUAAUGGUGAAAUAUUUGAGAACUUUGAAAGUUGGAUAUUAUAUCAUAAAUCAGUAUCUGUCAUGACAAGUAACAUGGGUCGUAAUAAAGCUUGUCGCUGUUUGGUUAUAACUGGGAAUAGAAAUGGUUUGGCUGGAUUUUCAAUGCUUUCUGGAGGUAACGUUAAACCAAGUUUAAUAACAGCAAAAAACAGAGCUGGUCAGAGAUUAAUGUCCAUUGCGAGAUACAAUGAACAUACUGUCAUGCACGAUUUUUUUACACAAUUUGGAAAGACAAAAAUAUAUGUUGAACGAAAACCUAAAGGUCAUGGGCUUGUAUGUCAUCGUGUUAUUAAGACAUGUUGUGAAGCCAUUGGCAUAAAAGAUAUUUAUGCUAAAAUUGAAGGUUCCAAGAAUGUUCCUAAUAUUGUAAAAGCUUUCUUCCUUGGUUUGAUACAGCAGAAAACGUUCCAAGAGAUUGCAGAUGAAAAGCAACUGCAUUUAGUUGAAUUCUCCAAGGAGACUGGUUAUUUUCCAAAAGUACUUGCUUCACCAGCAACUGCCAGGAAGCAGUCUGAAAUUAGUCCGGAUGAAACUUUAAAUUUGAGGCAACAUUUGAUGAAUGGAAGAAUAUAUUUGCACAAGAAGCCAUAUGUACCAUUUUAUACGAAAUUACGUUCAUGGUCGAAUCAUUUACGUAAAGCAGAACGUCAAAGAGGUCAAUAUGAUGUGAUUAUCAGAUCAAAAGCUGAAACAGGAAAUGUUUGUAGUUUCCUUGUUGAUAAAUAUCCGGAAGCCCAAGGGUCCAAGUGGAAAAAACAUGCUGCAAAGGAGGCAAAUGAACAAGUGUAACAUUGUUAUAAUAAUCUAUAUUGUUGAAUAAUAUAAUUAAACAUGAAUAAAUAAUAGCAAUUACUGAUAAUAGUA
Megachile rotundata (alfalfa leafcutting bee) is the source of this 1475-nucleotide messenger RNA. It is a transcript of the gene mRpS5, whose product is annotated as mitochondrial ribosomal protein S5. Lineage: Eukaryota; Metazoa; Arthropoda; Insecta; Hymenoptera; Megachilidae. The record is from RefSeq and is a predicted model, not a curated record. Gene Ontology annotation, molecular function: structural constituent of ribosome; RNA binding. Gene Ontology annotation, cellular component: ribosome. Gene Ontology annotation, biological process: translation.